Messenger RNA from Thunnus maccoyii (southern bluefin tuna), 3653 nucleotides. It is a transcript of the gene hoxc4a, whose product is annotated as homeobox C4a. Gene Ontology annotation, cellular component: nucleus. NCBI's taxonomy places the organism in Eukaryota, Metazoa, Chordata, Actinopteri, Scombriformes, Scombridae. Bases 2242 to 3039 code for a protein of 265 amino acids. The record is from RefSeq and is a predicted model, not a curated record. Gene Ontology annotation, biological process: regulation of transcription by RNA polymerase II; embryonic skeletal system morphogenesis; anterior/posterior pattern specification. Gene Ontology annotation, molecular function: RNA polymerase II cis-regulatory region sequence-specific DNA binding; DNA-binding transcription factor activity, RNA polymerase II-specific. The transcript has 2 exons.
UGCUGCCCCCACAACUAACAUAGCAAUAAAAAAAUAAAUAAAAAAUGAUAAAAAUAUAAUCUGGAGACUGCUAAGCUAUUAUGAGUUAACCUCUCUCUCUCUCUUUCUCUGUCUCUCUCUCUGACUCCAGCUGGCUCUGAGAUAAGAGUAGCUAGUCUAAUGCACAUGACAAGUUUAUACAGUGAGGGAGUAUCAGAUAACAGCAGACGCCCAGUAAUGUGGCUGAUGGUCAGCCUUAGUUUUCCAAAUACCACCUAGACUGAAAUGCUUUUGUAAUAUUUAUUUUAUUAUGAUUUGUGGAUAAGUGGGACUUGCAGUUUGAAGCAUUUAUAUGGAUGUUAUUGUAAACAUGUUUGUGUAUAAAUCAGUUGCAUUUGUGUCUGUGCAUGUUUCAUUUGUGCAGAUGCUCCUCUCGUCUGCUAGUCAGAGAGCAGUGAUAGUCCACAGAGAUUCAAUUGAUUUACAUAGCGGUCAUAACAACCAUAACAAAGGUCAUAACAUUUCUGGCAAGUACAAAACGAGGAUUUUCCAAAGAAAAUGCAAACUGUGUUGAAGGAGAGAGUGUGAUGAGGAGGUGGAAAGAACACGGUUAAGAGUGAUAUGUUUGUCAAAAUCCACUAAUAGUGUUGAAUUUCAAUAUUUGAACAUUGGUUUGAAUCUAGUUGUGUUUGUUUUGCUUGUUACUGUUGUUUGCAAAUCUACAAACAAGGCAUCUCUAAGCAGGACUGACCUUCAGUUUCAGAUUUGAGGUUGUACAGCUGCUCCAAAAGGCUCUUACACUAUAGUCUGCAACAACUGAAUCUAACUUCUCUUUGGCAAAACACUCGCCCACUGCAGUUGAGUCAGCAGUUAAAGUGCUCUGCUGCUCUCUGGUCCCUGCUUUUGGGUCUGUUGUGACAUCAUAACAGUGUAGUUUCACUGCUGACUGGUCUUUGACAUCAUAAUGAUGCUCUGGUUUAUGACACAGGGGCAUUCCUGGCUGUGUUGGUUGGUCUGUGAUGUCACAUUGGUCACAUUGGUAGCGUUUUGUUGGUCUCCUCUGUUGGCUGUUCCUCUGUUUUCUGGUGUAUGAUAUCAUGAUUGUAGAGUUUCACAGCUUUGUGGUUUAUGACAGUUCUCUGCUUGUUUGUUGCUGUUUGUUUGUUGACAUCACAGCGCUCAUAAUGAAAUUGGAUACAUGUAGAAGACUUUUGAUGUGUAUUUGUAUCUUUCAGGAGAAGAAGUUGUUAUUAAAGAUUAAACAAUGCGGAACAUUUAAUGUACUUUUACAUUUUUGUGCAAAAGACUAGGACUGCCAUGACUUUUCUUUAAUAUCAUUUUAUUAUUAUACAGAGACCUUUGGUACCAGAUUUUUGCUGCUUUUACAACAUAAUCGGCCUCCCAAAGCCUGACAGCUUUACUCAUAUCUGUCCUGUUUGUAAUAUUACCCUUACUAAGAAUAAAUUAAAAGGUGCAGCUGAGCUUUUUAAGGCACAACCUGGAAUAAAAAGUGAUAUCAUUUUAAAGUAGGCAGAUAUCUCAUCGUUGAAUGAAAGGCGAUUGUUUAGUUUGACUCUUCUUGUCUACAUUUCUUUAACAUUAUAAAUGAUCAUUAUAGCCUAUUUUCAGAAAUCACACACCUGCAGAGCUUCUCACCACUUCAAUCCUCUCUGACAGUUAGAUUCACAACACACCUUUUAAAUAUUAUUGCUGAAAUGCUUUUUUUGGAAUCAACACCUUACGAAGCUUAUGCAGCCCUGAUUCUUAAGUGUAUGAAUGGACUGUAAUCUGUUUCACAGGUGAAGUGCUGCUGCCUUCAUUAAUUAGCAGAUAGCUUUUAUAUAAGGCUUACAGGCUAACAAAAUGAUUGGUUUGCUUUUGUUGUACCUUAUCCUUGGUGAAUCGCCUAUUGUCCCUUUGAAUAAUUGAGACCAGUGGAUUUUGCCUGUUUUAUUUUUUCCUUGGUCAGCAACUAGCUACUAGUUUUGUCCCCAAGAUCAAUUGCCUUGGUAACACAACCAGAGAGAGAGAGAGGGAGAGAGAAAGAGAGAGAGUGGGGGAGAGAGAGAUUUGUGCCCACAAUGGCGACUGUAGGUAUGCUAAAUACCUCUGGUUCCUUAUCCGGGAACUACCUCUUACUCUGCGAUUGGACCAGUGGGUCACGUGGUAAAAGUAACUUUACAGGGCUGCUCGCAAGUAGGAGGGCUUUAUGGAGCAGAAAAACGACAAAGCUAGAAAAAUUAUUUUCCACUCCAGAAAUUAAUGAUCAUGAGCUCGUAUUUGAUGGAGUCUAACUACAUUGAUCCGAAAUUUCCUCCAUGCGAGGAAUAUUCGCAAAAUAACUACAUCCCUGAGCAUAGUCCAGAAUAUUACAGCCGCGCAAGGGACUCUGGCUACCAGCAUCACCAUCAGGAGUUAUAUCCUCCGCGGGCGAGCUACCAAGACCGCCAGUAUAACUGUGCAAGCAUCCCUGAACCUGACACGCCAAGGGGACAUGGAAUACCCCAUUCUGCGCACCUGCUGAUAGGGAAAGGGCAACCUGCUUCAUGUGAAACCCCACAGUUGUCCAUGUCCCCCGCCACCCCACCGGCCGCAGCCUCCGCCUGCAACCAAGCUACCCCGGAGCAUCCAAACAGCACAGCCUCUUCCAAGCAGCCCGUGGUGUACCCGUGGAUGAAGAAAAUUCACGUCAGCACUGUGAACCAGGGUUACAAUGGGACGGAGCCCAAGCGGUCUAGGACAGCAUACACCCGGCAGCAAGUCUUAGAAUUGGAGAAGGAAUUCCACUAUAACCGGUAUUUAACUCGGCGGAGGCGCAUCGAGAUCGCCCACACCCUGGUUCUCUCCGAGCGACAGAUUAAAAUCUGGUUUCAAAACCGCAGGAUGAAAUGGAAAAAGGAUCACAGGCUCCCGAACACCAAAGUGAGAUCCUCCUCCUCCUCCUCCGGGUCCAACACAAGCUCAGCAGCCGGCGCUGUUGCCGCUGCCUCGGCCACUAACACUGGUGCCUCCGACGAACUCACCGGAGCGCAACAUGGCGAGGAUAUUACCAGGUUAUAAACCACGAACCAAGAUUGGGGGUAGAAAAAGAACUGGUUAUUUAUAGAACAAUUAUAUAUUUUGUUUUCGUAGCUAUCUUGUGCGGUUUCCUUUAAGUCCAAAGUUAUAUAAAAUGCAUGUUAUAUAGCAUGGAUUACUGCGAAUACCGAUGAAUUAUUUUUACGUGACACAGGGUUUAAUUUAUUUGAAGCUCAAUUAAAAUGAUGUUUUUUAUUAAAAAAAAUGUUUUGAAUGAAGGAGAAAAAAAGUAGAAAAAAAUAUACAUUUUAUCAAAGUGUUAUUGUGGGCCAUUCUUUUGCCCUGCUGCCCAAGGUGAAAUGCACAAUCUAUUUAUUUCAAACAACACUGGAAGGAAAUCAAUAUAAUAAUAGUUAUUUUUGGUAUAAAAAAGCUGGAACACACCAUUGAUCUUGAACUUGUAUGUUUAGGAUAAUAACAAUGUGUGAAUUACCUCGUGUAUUUCAGAAACAGGAUUUUGAUUUACAAUUUAGUUUUGUGGUGUUGAUGUUGUGUUUAGACCGUUAAAAAGCAGAUUAUUGUGAUAUACAAUAAACGGAGUUUAGUGUACUUGUAAUCAUAUUGGUCAAUAAAACAGUGAGUGUCUACUAGUUUUA